AAUCCGCACAGGCAUGGUCGGCGACUAGUACACGUUCGCCUCAGUUCCCCGAUUGUUUGUUCAGUGACAUUCCGCCGCUCGGUUUUCUUUGCUACUUUGCGUCAGAACAGUGUCUGCGCUGCAGCUGCGGUCCCCGACGCCCAAGACGUGGCAUGAUGUCGCAACGGAAAGCCAGGAAAUCUGCCUCCUUGUGCAUCCCUCAUCACAUUUCGUACCCCGAGACAUGGACCUAUUCCAGGGCCAAGGAGAAUCAUUAUAUAUGCGAAACAAGGCCCCGUCGAAUUCGAACCCCAGCUCCUCGACCAAGUCAGAGUGUAUGUCUGUUGAGUCUGCUGCGCUGAGUCGAUCUCAGUCUCGCCCAGCCACAGCAUGAAGUUGUCACAGCGCGUCGGAAGUCUUAUGAAGACUCUUCUACUCGACAGUUCACAGGAAAGCAGCAGGAGCCAACUUACAGAACUUACAGAAAAGUCAAGCCAACUGAUGCCCGACCCCUACCUCGAACGCGAACCAACGGCAUCGGAAUGGCUUGCGUCGCUGGUUCCGACCAAGGAGGGCGCGCACCGCUAUCUUCGAAGUCUCUUCCCCUCAAUCGGCUGGAUACCUCGCUAUAACUGGCAUUGGCUGCUGGCCGAUUGCAUAGCAGGUAUCACAGUUGGCUUGGUCGUGAUUCCUCAGGCCAUGGCCUACGCUCUUCUGGCCACCUUGACCCCUGACUUCGGUUUGUACACUUCAUUCGCAGGAGCGGCAAUCUAUUGGCUAUUUGGCACAUCCAAAGAUAUCGUUAUCGGCACAACCGCGGUCGGGUCGCUUCUCGUGGGAAACGUGAUUUCUGACAUUCAGGAGUCGCACCCUGGCGCCUAUACUCGUGUCGAGAUUGCAAAAACGCUGUCCUUCAUGGCUGGAGCUAUUCUGCUGGCAAUCGGCCUUUUUCGACUGGGAUGGAUCGUUGAGGUCAUUCCAUAUAUACCAAUUUCAGCUUUUAUAACAGCAGCCAGCAUCACGAUCAUGUCGACACAAUUUCCAGUCAUGAUGGGCAUUCCUGGAAUCAACACUCGAGAAUCGCCUUACAAAGUGAUUAUCAAUUCUCUGCAGAAUCUUGGACACACUCAUUCUGAUGCUGCCAUCGGUGUCUCUUGUCUCAUAUUGUUGGAUGUGAUUAGGAGAGUUUGCGCGAAGCUGGAAGUCCGGCAGCCCUCCCGGAAGCGCUUAUGGGUAACAAUUUCGUCUUUGAGACUGUCUUUUGCCAUGCUACUCUAUACCUUCAUCAGCUGGCUUGUACAUCGCAGUAUGCCGAAGGGUGAGAGUAAAUUUCGGAUCGUGGGACACAUCGACAAAGGUUUCAAGCAUGCUGGAGUACCUCGAUUUGAUGCAGAACUACUUGGUCUCGUCCUCCCUCAAGCUCCUAUCAUAAUGCUGAUACUCGUCAUCGAGCACAUUGCCAUUGCGAAGAAUUUUGGCAAGCAGUUCGGCUAUCAGGUUAUUCCUUCGCAGGAGAUCAUGGCUCAGGGUACGGCAAACCUGCUGGGACCUUUUGUGGGUGGCUACGCAUGUACUGGCUCUUUCGGUGCGUCGGCCGUCCUUGUCAAAGCUGGGGUCAAGACUCCUCUGGCAGGUGUAUUCAGCGCGCUUGUUCUCUUGCUGGCCCUCUAUGCGCUGACAGCCGUGUUCUACUACAUACCCAGAGCCGCCCUCGCUGGCCUCAUCAUUCACGCCGUGCUGAACCUGGUGGCAUCUCCCAAAACUUGCUAUAAGUACUGGCGGAUUUCCCCUUUCGAAUUUAUGAUCUGGACCGUUGGCGUCAUUGUUGCCAUCUUUACUGGGCUGGAAACCUCUAUUUAUAUCACGAUCGGUCUCUCUUUAUUCCUGCUGCUCGUUCGAAUUGCUCGCACACCGGGACAAUUUCUUGGUCGUGUACCAGUCCAGGAAGUCACAUUCGAUGUCAACGAUCAUGGAGAUGAGCGGGCUGAGAGACCUCGACAAGAUCACUCUGACAGAGAGGUUCGGGAUGCCUACAUCCCGGCCAAUCGCAAGGACGCCUCUAACCCAGAGAUAGUGGUACAAUCUCCCUAUCCUGGGGUAUUCGUGUAUCGAUUUCCAGAGGGGUUCAAUUAUCUCAACCAGACAUUACAGCUCAGCAAUCUCACUAGCUAUGUCCGGAGGCGCACUCGACGCAUGACAAAACGAGAUGAUGUCAGAUCACACCAGCUUCUUUGGUGA
Messenger RNA from Exophiala xenobiotica, 2217 nucleotides. RefSeq lists its product as uncharacterized. Gene Ontology annotation, cellular component: membrane. NCBI's taxonomy places the organism in Eukaryota, Fungi, Ascomycota, Eurotiomycetes, Chaetothyriales, Herpotrichiellaceae. Gene Ontology annotation, biological process: transmembrane transport. Bases 370 to 2217 code for a protein of 615 amino acids. The record is from RefSeq and is a predicted model, not a curated record. Gene Ontology annotation, molecular function: secondary active sulfate transmembrane transporter activity. The transcript is spliced from 3 exons.